AAUUGGAUUUCUCUCACCGAUGAUCUACAGAGCGACCACAGCAUGCCAUCGUCUGUUCUGAAUAGCUUCGGGCACGGCACAAGUACGGCAGUCGUAUUGACCGUCGUGAAGUCUCUGCAACAGCAACAUGAUGCAGAACGCAUUAACAAGACAGCCGAUCUGUUGUUCGGAGUGCAACUUGAGACAGACAGGGAUGUUCAAUGGACAAUGGAAGUGCUAGGUUUUGGACUGACUUUACCAUUGGAAGAAGAGGCGACCCUCAGGGCAUGCAUUGAUAUCUACAAAGACUGGUUGUCUCCCCUAAUUGGUCAGCCUGUGCAUUCUGUCCCAAAGCCAGUGUUGGAAAGUCCCGAGCUGUAUGCUCAAAAGAUUAUCAACCAGUAUUCUGCCGUGUUUUCUCCAAGGAAAGGGCACUUGGGCAACGCGUCCGGCAUUCGUCUUCAUGCCACCUUGUGUCGUCAAGUUCUUGCCACCGUACACACUCUGGCAUGUAAAGGCACGCUCUCUCAGUUAACGUGGGAGUGUAUUCUCAAAUUCAUGCUCAAUGUGUGUCAUCGUGUGUUGGCUCCACCAACCAAACCAGCCGGAUUCGCCGAGCAUCUAGCCGAUCGUCUGAUAGCUACUCUGUUUGAUGUGUUUCUUCGUUCGUGUGAGCACUGUUUUCCAUCGCCGCCAUUUUGGCUUACUCUGCAAGAGAUGUGUUGUAUGUGGCGGCAUCACCAUCAAGUGGUAGAACAGUGGAGUAAAACAGUCGUCGAACUGACUCUGAAUGUCAUUCAGAUUCUCUACGGUCCAUCGUAUGGGCGUAAACUAAAACUUAUUACCGAGGAUGAUGAACAUGUUUCAUUGAGUAAAAUGGCUAACGAUUGUAUCACUCAGUGCUGGUUUCGAAUGCUACACACACUUGGCAAUCUUGUUGAUCUUUCACAUCCUGACGUCAUUGCCAGUAUGCCUGCCUUUCUUGAAGAGGCACAACGAAAAGAGGAUACCCUUGCUCUUCGUGACCACGUGUGUCUUCGUCAUCUUCCAAGGAUCUUCUUUAAAGCCAUGAGAGGCUUGGCAGCUAACAUAGAUGCAUUUCUAACAAUUGGUACUUCAGAAGAAAUCUGUUCCCCUACUGAUCCCGUGUCGCCGACAAAGAACCAGCCAGGAUUAGGAACACCGACCAAAUCAAAGCUUGUAAAGCGAAGUACAACUGGAUCACUUUCUGUUUCUGAACAGAACAGGAAUGUCCAAACUGGCAAUCAAUUUUUAUCACCACAGUUUCCUACUGUAGAGUUUUCUCGGCCUGAUGGUAACAGCCUUCUCCAUCUGUUUGGCAAGUGGUUAUUUGAGGCAACCAUUACUACUGUACCAGAAACAGAAACAACCAAGCCUCGUCUAACAAGAAGCUUGACGGGAAAACCAAGUUUGACGAAACGAGAUUCUGCUACUGACUUGCUGACAGUUCUACAUGAUUUAACACAUCACGAUGAUGCCAUCUCAAGUGCUACUUUUGAAGCCGGUAGAGCAGAAGCAUUUGGAGCUCUUUGCCGCAUCUUUUGUAAACAGAAGUGUGCAGUUCCGUUCAAUCCUGUCUACCUGGCUAGGUUUUACCAUGCAAUAGCACAUGGUCUCCAGUAUAACAAAGAGACAUGCACUGGUCAAGUACUGACGAGCAUCCUCAUGAAUUCGACAUCAUUGUUCCAAAAUGAUUUGGUUGGUGUUCAUGUCUUGUUGCCACACUUUGUCUCGGCUUUGGAGAUCGUUUUGCCUGUGAAGAAACAUGAAUUUCGAUUUGCAAUGCCACAACAUGAUCUCAGGCGAUCGUGCAUCAGGCUUACAUUGUCAAUCAUUAUGUUGCCACAUCACUUCAGGGAAUUGCCCAUAGCAGAUGUCACUCAACCUGCAGCAGACCCAGACAGUACAUUUCAGCAGUUGUCACAAACGUAUACAUUUCUUUCAUUCCACGAACGUCUGGCAGCCCUGCUGUUCAGUGCUUUGAGAAUCGAACAGGACCCAGGCAACAUUCACUUGCUUCUCUGCAGCGUUCAACUUCUUGUUCAAGACGCAGCCACGUUUGAAGCUUUGAGUAGAAAAGCAGAGGCUGCAAGUUCGACGUCUACUUCAGAUAAACAACCUCUUCCUAAAGUGGCGAGUGAUACUCAUGUGACAGCUGAUGGUGAGUUUGCAAUCCCAAAGAUUUCUGAUGAUGCCAUUUCUGAGGGAUCAGGUACACCGUUACGAUUAAGGAGGGGACACAGGAGUGCCAAGGGUUGGGAUGCAGCUGGUUUAUUUGUUCGUGCUUGUCGUGAUAUCCCACAGCGUUUCCUUCAUCCAAAGACGGACCUGAGUGUAACACUGUCGGUGCUUGAAUUGUUAGCAAGUCUUGCUCAGCUGGAUAUUCCUACUGUUGAUCCCAGUGAAUGGCAGUUCACAGUCAAGUGGUUGUGUGAUUAUAUUGCGACUCUAGUUGGACAGCCACGUCCCUCACACAUCCGCGACCUUCACUCGAUGAUAGUUGCAGCAUAUCAGUGUUUACAAGCAUGGAUCAUGGCCAAGCAUAGAGUGCUGUGUGAAAAGGAUUCUUUGCAUCAUGUGCUGGAGGUGAUCGAAUUAGGCCUUUCAGGAUCAAAAUCAGAACAUCUACCAUCAGAUACUGGUGAUGGCGAUGGCCCUAAACGACAGCUCAAAGGUGAGAAGGAAAGGCACCCUGUAUCCAUACGAGUGCGAGAAGCAGCGGAAGUAUUGUUCUUCUGUAUCACUGAGCAUUUGGGAUCAUUCCCAUCUCCUUGUGGCCCUGCUGUGGCCUCUUGCCAAGUGACUGAAACAGAGAUGUUGGCUCUCGCAGCUGCAGCGGAUCCAUCAGCCAAAAAUGCAACGCUCCGCUACUUUGUACUUGACAGCAGUACAGUCAUUGGAGUACUAGAACACAGCAUUAGUCCACAUUCUGAUACUAGUCCUCCUACUGUUACUAUCCUUUCACGAACUCCAGCUGGCAAGAGAUGCUGGACUAUGCAGCUUAGACACUGGCCACGGAGUGCAGGAGCUCAAGCCAAUGAUCAUUUAAAGCCAGUCAAAGGUCCAGACCCAAAAUCUGAUGAAGCAAUAGAGCCAACAAUUCUCAAACAGUUCUGGCCAGAAGCAGCUGACUCAAUAGAGCCUAUUAAAGCUGACUACAGCAUCCCAUCUCUUGAUCAGAUUUUAGACUCCCGAACUGAAGUGGAGCAGGCUAAACUUCAUGAUGCUGUCAAGAAGCAGGCAACUGCUGAAGCAGAUGCAUUGACGAAACAUCAUCAGUCUGGAGAUAUUAAAUCUUCCAUGCAAGCUACAAGAGUUGACCCUCCACCCUGUUGUGCGUCUUUUCAAACAUCGAGACUAUUCUUGUCUCAUCUUGGUGUUCUGUCCUUGGAAAAUCUGCAGGCUGCUGCUUAUCGACCACAGCCGGCAUUAGUUUCUCUUGAUAACACAACUCCUGCAUUAGCUGCUGCUUUACAUGAUCUUGACUCGAUGCCGACAAGAAACACUGAGAAUGUCUACGUGCUCUAUGUUCGCACUGGACAGUCCAAACUAACGGAUAUCUUUAGAAAUAAGGGCACUCUUCGUUCGCCACCAUUCCAUGAGUUUCUAUUGUCUCUUGGUUGGCCUGUUGAUAUUCUGUCGCACCCUGGAUGGAAAGGGCCAUUCUCAUCUCCUCGAUUUAAAUUCUGCAAAUUAAAUCCAACGCCGUAUUAUGCAGAUAUCACUGUGGAGAUGUUGUUUGUUGUUCCAUCAUUACAGCCGCAGGUACCAUUCCUUCUAGACAGCUGCACACCUGUAGCCACAGUUGGCUCACCCAAAUUGCCAUCAGUUCAGAAUAUAACAGAUGGAGUUGAACUUAAAGAAGAACUGACUCUAUCAAAUUCAGAUAGAGUUUCACACUCUGCUCCAACCAGUCCUACUGAUCUAGCUGGUCGACGAGCCCACACUGUUACACAAACACCACCAAAUCGACUAGGCCUGAAGAGACCAGGAACACGGCCUACAAAUUCAGCAUCAUCUGAUCUUGCUUUGGGUGUAGUGUGGCUAGAGAGGUUUGAAGAUUAUGAGACAUUUCCAUUAGAAGACUUCAGCCAUGCCAUGAAUAUGCUGGAUAAUCCCAAUGCAAGCACAUCAAGCAGUAUUCAGUUAAGCAAGCAUGGAGUAGAUUGCGUAGUCAUUUUCAUCCAUCCACUCAACACAGGUCUCUAUCGCAUAAAAGUUGCCUCCACAUUGAAUAGGGGUAACUGUGGUGGCCCUCUGUUGGAUGGAAUGGCUGUGAGUCGUCGUGUGUUGGGUCUCUUGGUCAGGCAAACUGUUAUCAAUAUAACUCGACGGAGGAGAUUGGACACUGACAGCUGUGUUCCUCCUCAUGUGCCACGGAAGAGGAAGAUUGAAGAAAUGACCACUCAGUUUGAACAAAAAUAUACAAUUCCUCAAUUUUUUGACAGUCUAUUUGCCCAUGCAUAUACCGCUUCUCAUGAAUAGAGAUAUCAACUGCAACACCAGGGGACCACAUUAGUCCAAUGCUGUGCAGGUUAUGCAUCUUUGUUGUUACAUAUUGAUGAUGUGGUUCCUGACUGAUAAUAAUAAUAGGCUACCACUCCAUGGUUUGGGGGUUCAAACCCCAGUGACGACAGUAAAUUGUGAAACUUGUCUGUCUUUCUUUCUCAUGUUUCUCUAGCUUU
Corticium candelabrum is the source of this 4685-nucleotide messenger RNA. Its product is annotated as ral GTPase-activating protein subunit beta-like. The transcript is spliced from 18 exons. Gene Ontology annotation, molecular function: GTPase activator activity. The record is from RefSeq and is a predicted model, not a curated record. Lineage: Eukaryota; Metazoa; Porifera; Homoscleromorpha; Homosclerophorida; Plakinidae. Bases 43 to 4485 code for a protein of 1480 amino acids. Gene Ontology annotation, biological process: activation of GTPase activity; regulation of small GTPase mediated signal transduction.